AUGGCGAAGGGUAGAAAGAGUGCAGUGCGCGAAAGAAUUCCUUUUCAAGCUUCCAAAACGGUUCAAUUAGGCGCGAGAAAAAGGAAAAACGAUGGCGACAAUAGAGAUGCGACCCUGGUAAAAGUCACCCCAUCAUCACACGAUCUGAAGCAUGUUGCUACUAAUCUACUGAAGGUACGGAUGACACUGCCAGUUUUCAAGUAUAGAAAUGCCAUCAUGGAGCAUCUUGAAGCAAACCAGAUCGUAAUCUUGAUCGGUGAGACCGGUUCUGGUAAGUCCACGCAGAUACCACAAUUUUUGCUCGAUAAAAUUUCCCAUGAUGUAUCUGGUUCUAAACGUAUAGCUGUGACCCAGCCGCGGAGAGUUGCAGCGAUAAAUUUGGCUACGCGUGUCUCUCAAGAAUAUGGUUGUCGUCUAGGUGAUCGUGUUGGGUACUCGGUACGUUUCGAUAAUAAGAGCAGCGCAAGAACAAAACUGAAAUAUCUCACAGAUGGUAUGCUGUUGCGUGAGAUUAUGCUGGACAGGAACCUGUCAGACUACUCGUACGUGAUUAUCGACGAGGCCCAUGAACGGACUAUUCUGACAGACUUGAUCCUCGGAUUUUUGAAGGAGCUUGUAAGCGGGCCAAGACCUGACCUUAAGGUGGUUGUCAUGUCUGCAACAUUGCAAGCUGAAAAAUUUAGCGACUUUUUCAAUGGUGCCCCCAUCCUCUUCGUGGAAGGGCGCAAAUAUCCAGUGCAACGACAAUACUUGAAAGCACCCUGUGAUGACAUUGUCGACACUAUCAUACGCUGUUGCGUGCAGAUCAAUAAUGGGGAGCAAUUGGGUGACAUUUUAUGCUUCAUGCCAGGUCAAGAAGAAAUCGACAAAGCUGUCAUUAUUCUCAAUAAAAUCAGCGAGCUAUUGGGCUCCUCUGUACCGCGACUGGUAGGCUACCCACUCUAUGCUGCGUUACCGCCUGCCGAUCAAGCUAAGGUGUUUCUACCUCUCAAGGGUUUCAAAAGAAAGGUGGUGUUCUCCACCAAUUUAGCCGAAACCUCUGUUACGAUCUCAGGCGUCAAGUUUGUGGUAGACUCUGGACUGCGUAAGGUGAAAGUCUGGCGGCACCAAUUGGGGCUGGCGACACUUCUUACGGUACCGAUUUCUAAGGCAAGUGCGUCGCAAAGAACAGGUCGUGCUGGUAGAGAAAGUGCUGGCAAAUGCUACAGACUCUAUAGAGAACAAGACUACCAAAAGUUACCCAAGCAAACUGAGCCAGAGAUUGCACGUAGUGAGGUAACAUCGCCACUUCUAAUGCUGAAGAAAAUAGGGGUUGAUGAUAUUGUGAACUGGUCGUGGCUGGAAAAUCCUGGCAGAGAGGCCAUCGUACUCGGCUUGCAAGAACUUUACCAACUGAAAGCACUGGACGACUCUGGUAAAAUAACUGAUAAGGGCCAGAAAAUGGCUUUGCUUCCUUUAGCUCCGCAUCUCAGUUCCGUUCUGCUACAGGCCCAUGAUAUGAACUGCUUACUUCCUGUUGUUGAUAUCGUUUCCUGUCUGAGCGUUGAAAACCUUUUGAUGAAUCCGCUACCAGAGCAAAGAGAUGAAGUUAAUGAAAGGCGGUUUGCUAUUGCAAACCAGGGGUCCAAAUUUGGAGACUUGGUCUUGAUGAAGGAGCUGUACAACGCCUAUAUUUCCCUGAGAGAUUCUGAAGAACGAGACGCUUGGUGUCAAGAUUUGUGUAUUUCCAAAAGAGGUUUCAAAAACGUUGUUAAGGUUCGUGCACAGCUUAUAUCAUACAUGGAUAAACUCCUUAAGGUGAGAAUUGAGGAUUUGCAUGAUGCAGAAGAACGAGAUAGUUUUGAUGUCAAAUUGAUCACACAGUGUUUCUUGGCCGGAUUUGCAAAGAACACAGCUAUAGGAAUGCCAGAUAGGUCCUUCAGAACUAGCACUACAGGAGAGACCAUUUCUGUGCACCCGUCAUCAAUGCUGUUCAUGGAUAGAACAUGUCCUGCGAUUUUAUACACUGAAUACAUUUUCACAACCAAGGGUUAUGCGAGGACUGUCAGUCGAUUGGAACUGUCUUGGCUGCAAGAAGUGGUGGGCAUGUCGGGUAUGAAAAUCAGCGCCAAAUAA
Messenger RNA from Lachancea sp. 'fantastica', 2115 nucleotides. NCBI's taxonomy places the organism in Eukaryota, Fungi, Ascomycota, Saccharomycetes, Saccharomycetales, Saccharomycetaceae. The record is from the annotation of a GenBank genome assembly.